AUGGAGAAGGGUGAGCCACGGCCGUACGGACUGGAGCUGCGCCGAUUUCUCCUCUCCAGUUCCUCUUCCUCGAACGCGUCGUCCAGCCCGACUCGGCAGGCGGCCGCCGCAGCCGCAAAGGCAACAACGGCAGGCGUGCGAGACGCUUCCUCGACCAGCCCCGACGCUUCGUCGGCCUCCGCCACGUCCGCCCGCAACUUCUCCAACCACUUCACCCCGGCACAGACGCGCCUGCACUACACCACGGAGAAGGUGGUCCCUGAGGCGCCUUCACCGGAGGUGCUUGCCGAAAGGAGGCAGCGGCGUCGCUCUGGGAGCAGUGAUAGCGUUGAGUCGCACGAUUCUGUCGAUGCACUGGCCAGCAGUGCGUUUCAAAACCGCGACCGCGCCGCCGGGACACUUCUCUCUGCACGGCAAUUGCUGUCUUUUGCGGAUACCACUUCUGCAGUCUCGGUGAACGGCGACGAUGAAAGGGUGGCGGGCCGUGGUGGUUGUGAAGUACAGCAUGCAAAUGGAGAAGCUGCCGGCGAAGAACCGUCAUCGGCUCCGGCGGAAGUAGGGGAGGAGUUCGAGACCCCUUCUUCGAUUCAGCCCCGUCAUCCUGUGCCGCACCCGGCAAGCCUGAACGACGAGGACGCUUCCCUCGACACCACCUCUUCCUCUCGCCGUGCAGUGGGCGUGUGGAACGCGAUUUACGGAAAGGAGAAGUGGUCCGGCUCACGAAGGAGCCACCCGCGCGAAGAGCUCACCCCUGAGGACACGACCAUGUCGAACACGGAGGAUCGUGAUCGCUCGCGUACCGCCGCCGCCGCCGCUGCACCUUCUCCACCAGCAGCAGCCGUGGCGGCUCCAACUCCGCUCCGCUCAGAAGAGCGAAGCGCGACUUCUGCUGCCACUUCUCGACACGCAGAUUCGUCGCAGUGGGCCGCCACGCGCCAAACGGCUCUCAAGGUGCUCCGCGCCCAGCUGGGCAGCUCGGAAGGCCACACCGCGGGUGCCAGUGAGCAACCAAAUCACCGGCGAAGACCCGUUGCGCCGCCUGCCGUACGAGCCGAUCAACACAAUCGGGCCGAGGAGCCUACUAUUAUUGAGGCGUCUGCGCAAGAGGAAGCGGGGGUCGCACGAAUGAAGGCGAGUGGCACCCCUGCUGUUAGGGUUGCUGCGGAAGACGCGGCACCGCACGGGCGCCGAUCACACGAUCCGCAUCGAACCGCUGAAGAGGUGUUGGAGCAUCUCUUCAGUGGGGUGCCGCCGAAAGCGUCAGACGCUCACCGCGAUGAAGCUGCCAGUAAUGGACUGGACGACAGCGAAGCUACUUCACCGUUCAAGUCCAGCCGGUUUGUGCUCCGACCCACCUUGAGCGCAGAGGUGAGCGGGAUAAGCCCCAUCAAAAAUGAAGCCCCAUCGAUUCUGGUCGAUCUCUAUGAUUCACCGGGAGGUCGACCAGCGCGACGCACACGCACGCCAAUCGAGACGGCGGUGGCGCGAGCGGUGGGUGCGUCUACACCGACGAGUCCUCUGUCGCCUCACAUGGAAGAUCACAGACCGCAGCAGGGGCGAGGAGGGUGGGCAGGUGAUCAGGAGGAGUACACGCUAGACAUGUCUGCUAUGGACUUUCGCACGGUGCAAACGGCAUCCUCAUCGUCAUCGUCCUCCGAUGUGCGCGAACCGCCGGUCUGGCCAAAUGACGUUGACGCGGUAGCCUCUGCUCACAGUCGACGCUCUUUCGAAGAAGAGGACCUCGACGCUGCCGCUGCUGUGGGCACCGCGCAGGGCAACCCGGCUUCGACGCUGCGCACGGACAGCAAGAUUUCCGUCUUUCCUGCCGCCGCCUCCAACGCGUGGGACGCUGCCCUCGUGAAGAAACAGCGAUCCAAGGAGCCGCCGAAGCCGUCGGCGACUCAAGGCGCCGUCGCUCCUGAACUGUCGUCACCGGCACCUAAUAACAGCUCCAUUCACCGAAAUGCCACUCCAGCGGCCGUGCGCCAGGAGCGUGUCCGACAGGAGAUGCGCGCAAAGGAGCUGGCGGAGUGCAGUUUUCACCCCACGUUGUCACCGGGCACGCGCGCGAUGGUGCGUGUGGCGCAGGAGCGCGAGAUGGAGAAGUCACUGGUGGACUCGGUGCCGCCUCCGCCGCCGUCGUCGUCGCGGCUGCCUACCGCCGUGACACCUCGUGCAGGUGGGAAACGUGCGCAACGAGCACCUCCGCACGCGUCCGCUCAACCAUCCACAUCACCGGCCCUCGACCCGCGCACUCUCAAGGCGACGCUGCAAAACGUAUACGAGCGACUGUACCCGGUGGAGCUGACCGCCGCUGCGUCGCGCCGGCAGAUUCUGGAUCAAGAAAUGGAGUACCGCCGUCUGGCGCGGGAGGAGUUGAUCGUGCUGCAGCGUCGGGCAGGUGUGGUACGACGUGGAGCCCGCAGCCGCGGCGUCCCCCGCGCACAGGACAGCUUCAACGUCUUCAUGAGCAACAUUUUGCAAACCGAUUGGGGAGAGCACGUGGCGGUGGGCGGACGUGGCACUUCUGCUGCUGCUACUGCUGCUCUGCCCAGUUCUGUGCUUGCGCAGGCACCGUAUGAGACGGUUCCCGUCUUUGACACUUCGUACAUGUCUCCCAUGGCAGUGGCUCUGCGAGAGGAGAAGGAGGUAAAGCGGAAGUACAACUCUCGCAGAGAGGAAGAGAUGCAGCUGUCACACUUGCACGACUCCACGAGCAAAAGCAAGGUGGUGGUGUCCGCCGCAGGAGAGAGGGGUGUCAGCUUCCGCGACAGCGGGGCGAGAGCGACACCACCGCCGGAGGACGCCAGUGCGGAGGAGUCGUUCCGCAUCACCCUCUUUGAUGAAUUCCUUCUUCGCCAAAACGCCCACUACUUCAGUCGCGCGCGCGCCGUGCUCGAUCUGGAGCGGCAACUCACACCCGCUUUCACGCCGACCACCACCCGGAAGAGCGCGCGACUCGUAAAAGAGCUGGUGUCGCGAAGCCUUGUGAAUGAGUCCAUGGGGGCAGAGACCUCGUCUCUCAUCGCGCAGCGGCAGCGCCGGCACAUCCCCAUCGUGUCGUCCUCCUUUGUGACACCGCACCAGUCCCCGUACAAGGACCCCUGCACCUUCCAGCCGCAGCUUUCCCCUGCCGCACGGGCGGAGCGGGCAGCGGAGCGACGCAAACAGCGUCUGGCAAGGCAGGUGGCAGCGACAACGGCGGCGACGGUGACGCCUCCCUGCACCGAUCGCAAAGACUUCUUUGAGCGGCUCUACGGUGAGCGCGAGCGCAUGGAAAGGGCGCGUGCAAAGGCGAAAAAGGUGGCCGCAGAGGAGGAGAUGGAGGGCGUAACCUUCAAGCCGCAGCUCAAUUCGUCGCACAACGCGCAGGUGAAGUCGGUGCUGGAUCCGAAAAACUACGAGCAGUAUCAACAGUACCUGCAACAGCAGCAGCAGUCACUCGAGGCGCAGCGUCAGGCGCGGCUGGAGAAGUCGGAGGAGGCGGAGGAGGUGGUGUGCACCUUUCGCCCACAAACAACAAAGACGCCCGGGUACAUUUCAAAGAUGGCGAAGAGCUUUGGUGUGCUGCGACAACAAGGCGGAGAGGUGUAA
Leptomonas pyrrhocoris is the source of this 3594-nucleotide messenger RNA. RefSeq lists its product as hypothetical. Lineage: Eukaryota; Euglenozoa; Kinetoplastea; Trypanosomatida; Trypanosomatidae. Bases 1 to 3594 code for a protein of 1197 amino acids. The transcript has a single exon. The record is from RefSeq and is a predicted model, not a curated record.